AUGAGACUCGCGCACCUCCACUUCCCCGAAAUAACCUCCUUCACGCGGGUCGCAAACCUCCAACAAACCCUGACAACGCGGCUCCUCGCGCACAAAAAGCUCGUAACGAGUCCGUCUGCCAAUGCGACGGCUCCACCACCCCCGGACCCAACAAUAAUCACAUUCUCCCCGAAUCCCGUGUACACAACAGGGCGCCGCGACCUCCCGCCGUCAAACACCACGCCCGCUACCACAAGGACCCUUUCUCUUCCACCUGCACUUGAGCCGAUCCGGUCAAUACUUACUCCGCCGUCGUCAUGGCAGCCACAGUCGCAGCAUGAAGCCCCGCCAACAGCAGAGUACCACCCGACGCUACGGGGCGGACAGACAACGUAUCAUGGUCCCGGGCAGAUGGUCGCAUAUACGAUUCUGGAUCUGCGACGACUAGGUUUGACACCGCGGUGCCAUAUCCGGUUGCUGGAGAAUAGUGUCGUGGACGUGCUGCGCUCGUAUGGGCUCGAGGGGCUGAUCACGGAAGAUCCGGGGGUUUGGGUGCCGCGUCCUUCUCGCGACGAACUGCCCAGGAAGAUCACGGCCGUCGGUGUUCACCUGAGGCGGAAUAUCAGCAGCUAUGGGAUUGGGUUCAAUGUGACGGAGGAGCCGAUUUGGUUCUUUAGGCAGAUUGUGGCGUGUGGGCUUGAGGGGAGGGAGACGACGAGCUUGGAGGGGCAGGGGGUCAAGGGAGUUAUCGUGAAGGAGGUUGCGGAAAGGUUUGUGGAUGCGUUUGUACGGAGGGUAAAUAGUGAUUUCGCGUGUGAGGGGAGUGCGCUGGGGGAGAGGAUUGAAGAGGUUUAUAAAGUGGGCGAAGGAGAUCUUGUAGGCCAGACAGAUACUCAGUAG
Messenger RNA from Aspergillus mulundensis, 879 nucleotides. Its product is annotated as lipoyl(octanoyl) transferase LIP2. The transcript has a single exon. Gene Ontology annotation, molecular function: lipoyl(octanoyl) transferase activity. Gene Ontology annotation, biological process: protein lipoylation. Bases 1 to 879 code for a protein of 292 amino acids. The record is from RefSeq and is a predicted model, not a curated record. NCBI's taxonomy places the organism in Eukaryota, Fungi, Ascomycota, Eurotiomycetes, Eurotiales, Aspergillaceae. Gene Ontology annotation, cellular component: mitochondrion.